AUGACCAGUGGGGACGCAGAACCCACGCAGGAACAGAGGGAUCCCUUCGGUAUCGACAGACUUUGCGUGGAUUAUGAUUACCUGUUGUACAAGAUUCAUGACUACGUAUCGUCUAUCCAAUUGAAAACAAUCGAGACAUGCGAGCAGCAGAAUCGUUUGAUAGAGCAAGGCAUCAUCGAGCAAGUAAUCGACAAAAACGUGAAUGAGGUGAAAAAAAUCCUUGCCCAGUGUGACGGUCUGGAGUCACAUUUUGAUAUGCUUGACCAGCUCAAUGGUAUCGUAGAGUCAUUUGAACCACGGCUUCAAAAGGUCAUUGCAGACCACAAAGAUCUUCAGAGGCGAUAG
This is a messenger RNA of Lachancea lanzarotensis, 345 nucleotides long. RefSeq names its product LALA0S01e16446g1_1 (gene CNL1). The coding region runs from base 1 to 345 and encodes 114 amino acids. The transcript has a single exon. Gene Ontology annotation, biological process: endosome organization. The record is from RefSeq and is a predicted model, not a curated record. Lineage: Eukaryota; Fungi; Ascomycota; Saccharomycetes; Saccharomycetales; Saccharomycetaceae. Gene Ontology annotation, cellular component: BLOC-1 complex.